GGCAGACAGUGAAACUACAGACAUAAACCACAUAAACUGAUUGCUGACAGAGACGGACCUUUGCUGCUGCUGCGGAGGGACAAAAUGUGGCUUCGAGACGAGCUUUUGAAAUCCAUAUGGCACGCGUUCACAGCCCUGGACGUGGAUCAACGUGGAAAAGUUUCCAAAUCUCAGUUAAAGGUGCUGUCCCACAGCCUGUGCACAGUAAUGAAGAUCCCUCAUGACCCUGUGGCCCUUGAAGAGCAUUUCAAAGAUGAUAAUAAAGGGCCUCUGUCCAACCAGGGCUACAUGCCUUACCUCAACAAGUUUAUUCUUGACAAGGUACAGGAGGAAUUUGAUAUACUGGAGUUCAACAAGAUGUGCUGGACACUUUGUUACAAGAAAAAUAUCUGCACUAAAAAUCUACUCAUCUCGGAUCAGGACGCUUUCAAAGUCUGGUGCAUUUUCAACUUUCUGUCAGAAGACAAAUACCCACUCGUCAUCAUUACUGAAGAGAUUGAGUACUUCCUGCGAAAGCUGAUGGACGCCAUGGGGAGCGGAUUGAAUGAGGAGAAGUUUGCAGAUUACAAGCUGCAGCUGAACAAAAAGAAUAAUUGCCUGAGUGCCUGGGAGCUGAUUGAACUGGUGGGGAUGGGUUACUUCAGCAAGGGCAUGAACUGCCAGACCCUGUCCAUGGGCAUCAUGGAGGUCUUCCAGGAACUCAUACUGGAUGUGCUCAAGCAGGGAUACAUGAUGAAAAAGGGCCACAAAAGAAAGAACUGGACCGAGCGCUGGUUUGUCCUUCGACCCACUUCGCUGUCAUACUAUGUCUGUGAGGACCUUGUGGAGAAGAAAGGAGACAUUAUUUUGGACCGAACCUGCUGUGUGGAGUCUCUGCCAGAUAAAGAAGGGAAGAAAAACCUGUUCAUUAUCAAGUGCAUUGAUAAAUGCUUUGAGAUCAGCGCAUCAGAUAAAAAGAAGAAACAGGAAUGGCUUCAAGCUAUUCAAACGUGCAUCCAGCUGCUGAGGUUGGGGCUGCCGUCUCCUCACCGCGAGGCACGGCUGAGGCGCCGUGAGCUCCGGCAGAGGCAGCAGUCGGAGGAGGACGACCUGGCAGAGAGGCUGAAGCACCUCCAGGGGGCCAAUGAGAACAAACAGAGACAGCUGGAGGGUAUGAGGAAGAAAAUGGAAGAGGCUAAGGCUAAGGCAGCAGUAGAGGAGCACAGGAGGAAGCAGACUCAGUUAGACCUGCAGGAUCGCUACAGACUGGACCUGGAGAAAGAGAAAAUGGUGCGUCAGCAGAUGGAGGAGCAGGUGGCUCAGAAGUCCAGUGAACUGGAGCAGUACCUGCAGCGCGUCCGGGAGCUGGAGGAUAUGUACCACAGGCUGGAGGAGGCAUUAGAGGACGAGAGGCAGGCCAAGCAGGAUGAGGAGGCCGUGCUCAAGCUGCAGGCCAGGUUGCUGGAAGAGGAGGCAGCAAAGAGAGCAGAGCUGGAGCAGAUCCACCUGCAGCAGCAGAGGGCGCUGUCUCAGACUGAGGCCGAGAAGCAGGAGCUGGUGGCCGAGCAGCUGGCCAAGGAGAGAGCCCUGCAGGCAGCCAUGCUGCAGCUGGAGAGGAUGGAGAGGGAGCGCCACGGAGCGCUGGAGCAGUACGAGAAGGUGUCAAGGAAGCUUGAACGAGCAGCUAACAAGACCAAGACCUGGAAGGACAAGGUGACCAAACAUGAGGGGCUGGUGCGUCUCAUCCAGCCAGGUGCUAAAGGACCUCAGAGGAUCACUAACUGGGGUCCGGCUUCAUUCACCGACGCUGAGCUGGAGCUGAGGAAGAAGUCGUGGCAGGAGAGUAAGAACCAGGGGGCUCAGGCUCAGUAAAACACGCACCAUGACAGGUGGAUUACACCAAUGAGGAAGACUCUGAACUGUCACAUUCGAGGUCUGAAGAGGUCUGAUAAUAUAAAUGUACUGAGCCACAUGACAGCUGCAGAGAAAACUGUUUUACUGAUUAGAUUUGGGUUUGUUUUUAAAGAACAGCUGGGAUUAACUGCCUUUCAUCAGUGUCUUAGUAAUAAAAAAAAUCAUAUUAUUUGACAAAAUAAUCUUAAAUUGAGGUCCAUUACUUGCUUUUCUUAGCAUAUGCAGUUUGCUCAGCUGUCUUGGUGAUGAUGAGAUGUGAUUGAAAGCGCCAGGAAAAAAUAAUGAGAUUGAGAUUAUUUUAUGAAAAAUGUAUUCUCAUUCAAUUUUCAGUUUUCUUCAGUCUAGUUUUUUAUUUUGUAAUUCCAGUCCGUCCUUUUUGACUUGCUGUGUUUAAUUAAACUGCUUUGCAGUUUUUUCAUGUUUUUGUGUUUUGAUAUAAUCGUGUCAUUUACUGACAGUGUAACAGUAGAUUCAUUUCCACUCUCGCUUGGUUUAUUAGCUAACAUUGAGUGAAUACAGUCAUAACUCUGAUGAAAAAAUAAAUAAAACACCACCUAUUUUUAUGAAA
Molecule: messenger RNA, 2461 nt
Organism: Perca fluviatilis (European perch)
Lineage: Eukaryota; Metazoa; Chordata; Actinopteri; Perciformes; Percidae
Gene: swap70a
Product: switching B cell complex subunit SWAP70a
Exons: 12
Coding region: 85-1851 (588 amino acids)
Cellular component (GO): nucleus; cytoplasm
Source: RefSeq, a predicted model, not a curated record